This is a messenger RNA of Alternaria atra, 3273 nucleotides long. RefSeq lists its product as uncharacterized. Gene Ontology annotation, cellular component: spindle pole. Gene Ontology annotation, molecular function: protein binding. Gene Ontology annotation, biological process: mitotic cell cycle; spindle organization; establishment of meiotic spindle localization. Bases 1 to 3273 code for a protein of 1090 amino acids. The transcript has a single exon. Lineage: Eukaryota; Fungi; Ascomycota; Dothideomycetes; Pleosporales; Pleosporaceae. The record is from RefSeq and is a predicted model, not a curated record.
AUGUACGGAUAUACGGCGGGCACACCCUGCCCAGCGCCCUAUUCAUCUACCAGCAGCUAUUACAGCGGCUAUGCGAGCCACUACGCGCCGACCUAUUACGACGAGAACAACACGACCACAAACCUCGAAUACACAACCGAACUGAAGCCCACUCGCCAGGCAAAGCCGCGACGACCAAUGCGCAACACGCACAAGCCUGCCUUCAACCCAUCGCUGGAUAUCUUCGAGGAUGUGGCACAGGAGGAGGAACAGCAACAAGCAGAGUUUGAGGUCAAGAGGAGGAGCCGCGCGAGCGUUGUUCCUGCGGCUGUCAGGACAAAGAAGAGCACUAUACUUGCGCAUCCAGCACAGAGGAUACCCAAGCCGGUUGCGCCUGUCCAGGAACCGCAGCAUGAGAGGCUGCACCGAAGACGUGUCGCGCAAAUACCUAGCGACAAGCAUGCGACAGACGUCGAUGCGACAGUGCAGCUACGGGAACAUGUUCUGGAGAAAAAAGAGCUCAAGAAGCAGGCCCCUAGGAAGGACUUGCGACGCAGGACCAUUUACAUUCCGUCCGAUGACACGUCCGUCUUCACUAUCCACCCAGGACAGCCUACACAUGCGUCGCGCAACGUUCGGGAGACCUCGCCAGACAUCGGACUGGAUCUAGUUACAUUGUCCGAGGAAGAAGGAAACAACCUGAUGCCGGCGUUGAAGAGGGACAAGAAGGUACCGCGCAAGUCUCUCGCUGCACCACCGAAGCGAGGUCCUUUGAGCACGACAUCGCGAUCAUCACAGAGCUCAUCCUUCUCGAGCGACAUUGUGGGCUCAGGCGGCGGGAAAGAGAACGUGCCACCAGGAACCGACGCCAUUGAGAACAAGAAGAUCGGUACACACAUCGAAAUCAACUUUACCAAGGCAGAUGCAAAGAAGCCCGCCACAAAGGCCCCCAAGGUCCACUUCAAUGCUCCCAAAGAACCCGAACGGAUACUACACACCAAGAAACGGCCAGAGGGCUCACAGAAACGACCACGAUCGCACGUGGCUCAAGACGAGAUGCCAGCGAAGGCACUCAAGGCAAGAGCAGACGGCACCGCUUCUGCCGCAAGUAGUAGGGCAUCUUUGAGGACAACCAUCAAGACUGAACGAGCGAAACUGGCCAAGGCCAAGCGCGCACCGCUUUCCUCUUCGCCGUUUCAUACCGAUAAAUCUCCACCCACAGCACUGCGCCGUCAGAAGACUGGAAGCGUAGCAAGCAGCAUCACCAUGCUACACGAAGUGGGCCAACGACCGCAAUCACGAGAGAAGUACCCAGUACUACAGGAAGACCUGGCACAGCCAGAGUUGUACGAAGACAACUGGCUUACCUACCAAGAAGUCGCCAUUACACAGCUUCUAAACUCAGUCUUUGACUCUGCGAGCAAAGACCCAAACGCUGAACAGAGCCCUGAGGACAUGCGCAAGAAGAUGCUUGCCAUAUACCACGACCCCACAAUGCCCUCACUGCACAAACGAUUACAAGCUUCACUUCAAUUUGGUGCGCUGAGCAUACCGAAGGAUCUCCUAGCUCAGACGCUCAGGCUCAAGGACGAUGUUGGCCUGCGCAAGAAGUUCCUCAACCUAUGGACUAAGUCGUACGACCUGAACGCACUACGUGCUGCAGCUGAGACUAUUGUUGGCCGCCAAAUUACAACGCCCUGCCGACUAUCCACUGGUUCAACAUGCUCGGAUGAUGGAUCUCGUCAGUAUCGCGCAGAACGCCGGGCUAUUGAGAGCUUUCUGUCCGCCUUUCUCAUCAAGAACGAGGAUGCUGUUCGCGUCAAAUCCGGAGGCGGCAGCAUUGCUAGCCUUACACGCGGCGACGAUGACUUCGGUUCCCAAGGCUGGUCGUGGCGUCGUACCGCAUUGCGAAGUCUGAUGCUGAUUCUGGUCCUCGAUCAAGCGAAGAUGACGGAUGCUUUACCCGGAUGCCUAUUCCAAACGACGUCACCCUAUAAAACGUCUGUUGAGAUCCUGCACCAGUUAUCCAAGAUGCUGCUCUCUUCACAUGGUGAUAUCACUCGACCGCUAAGCCAUCUCAACUACAAGGUCGAACAUGUUCAGUAUCCACUACAGGAGUACACCUACCAGAUCGACAACAUCGCCAUCGAUCUCCGUGAUGGGAUCGCACUCACUCGUCUCGUAGAGUUACUUCUUUACCCAUCAACCGUCCUCACUACGCAACAGGAGGACACCGUUACUCUCAGCCUACCCAGCGGGGAGCUUCUCAACAGCUCUCUCGAUUCCUCGCACAAGGACACUUGGGUCCUCUCCCAGCACCUCAAAUAUCCAGCCAUUGGCCGUCCCCAGAAGGUCUACAAUGUUCAGAUUGCCUUGGCUGCAUUGAGUCAUGUCCCGGGCAUGCCCAGUGCGGCAGUCAGCGGUAUCAGAGCUGAAGACAUUGUUGACGGGCACCGCGAGAAGACACUUUCACUUCUUUGGUCUCUUGUCGGCAAGUGUGGUCUUGGAAGUCUUGUCGACUGGCCGCAGCUUGUUAAGGAGACGGAUCGCUUCCGCAAUCAAUGGUACAGGGCGCGGGAUAGCUAUGAGGGACGAGUCCUCGAUUCCGAGGACGAAGAGGACGAGACGACUGAGCUACAUGGCAUGGCAUACCACAAGCGGCUCCUACUUUCUUGGUCCCGCUCCAUUGCUCGCCUUCAUGGCCUGCGUGUUGCAAAUCUGACGACAAGCUUUGCAGACCCAAAGGUCCUAGAGGUUAUCGUUGAUACCUACUUGCCAUCGAAUCUUACCACCUCCGCUGAAGGAAACGAGCGAUUGGGGCUAGCAGCAAAACUCAAGGUUGUCGGCUGCUCCACUUCAUUCAUUGCGCUUUUCACGCCACAGCACACCACAGCUCGCUCCAUUCCAAGUCGGGACUUCACCCUUCUUACUCUAUCUUUCCUGGCAAGUCGACUAUUGCCGCUUGCACGCACACACCGUGCUGCUUCUACUAUCCAAUCGGCUUUCCGCCGUUUCCUACUCCGCCGCCAGAUCAGCACUCGCAUUCAAGCAAUGAAGAUAGCGCAUGACUGUGCAGUAGUGGCGCAAGCUCGACAGGAGAUGGUCGAUGCUGCCACUGUGAUUCAGAGACGUUGGAAGGCAAUCCAAGAUACCCGACACAAGCAACUUGAAAGCGACGUCUUGGCUUUCCAAGCCCUGGCCAGGGGUUGGGCAAUCAGGCGGUGGGUCCGACGUAUCACUGCUGGUCGAGUCGGCGGAAAGGAGAAAGUCAGGAGGGUCAGGGGUGGAUGGUAA